AUGUUUUUUUACUCUCUUUUCGCAAUCGGCCUGGCGCCAUUGCUUGCAAACGCCGAUUUGAGCGGCUCCGUCGGCCCAACAACCUCCGCCGCAACAAAAUCCGCCAGCAAGGUCUGCAAUGUGCUCGACUACGGUGCCGUGGCAAGCAAGUCGCACGAUAUCGGUUCGGCUCUUAACUCCGCCUGGGUUGCUUGCCGAGACGGUGGUGUGGUCUACAUCCCACCUGGAGACUACGGGUUCUCUUCAUGGGUUACUCUUAGCAGUGGUAAAAACACUGCCAUCCAGUUGGAUGGUAUCCUCUAUCGGACUGGUACUGAUGGUGGAAACAUGAUCAUGGUUAAGCACACCACCAACUUCGAGAUGUUCAGUUCAACAUCUAAGGGUGCUAUCCAGGGGUUGGGAUAUGAGUUCCACAAGUCUGGUUCGACUAGUGGUCCUCGUCUCUUGCGACUGUUUGAUGUUACUGACUUCUCCGUUCACGAUAUUGCUCUUGUUGAUUCCCCCGUCUUCCACUUGUCGCUUGAUACUUGUGAAAACGGUGAGGUUUACAACGUUGCUAUUCGCGGUGGUAACAAGGGUGGACUUGACGGUCUUGAUGUUUGGUCUACUAACAUCUGGAUUCAUGAUGUCGAGGUUACCAACAAGGAUGAGUGUGUGACUGUCAAGAGCCCCGCUAAGAACAUCUUGGUCGAGAACGUCUACUGUAACUGGAGUGGUGGCUGUGCCAUGGGCUCCCUUAGCACCGACGUCGAUAUCUCCGACAUCACCUACCGCAACAUCUACACCUGGAAUUCUAAUCAGAUGUACAUGGUCAAGAGCAACGGUGGCAGCGGCAAUGUCGAGAACCUCCUGCUUGAGAACUUCAUCGGCCACGGCAACGCCUACUCCCUCGACAUCGACGGUGCCUGGAGCAGCAUGAGCCAGGUCUCCGGCGACGGUGUCCAGUUGACCAAUGUCACAGUCAAGAACUGGAAGGGAGCUGAAGCCAACGGUGCCCAGCGCGGCCCCGUCAAGGUCAAGUGCGCCGCCAAAACCCCCUGCAAGGACAUCACCAUUGAGGACUUCGCCAUGUGGACCGAGUCCGGCUCUUAUCAGGUUAACACCUGCGAGAGCGCCUACGGUUCCGGUGAAUGCCUAAAGGAUAGCGAGGAUUACACUUCGUACACCACCAGUGUCACCGUCAAGUCUGCCCCUACUGGCUACUCCGCUGCUACUAUGGCUUCGGAUCUGACCGCAGCUUUCGGUACUGCCUCGUCUAUCCCUAUUCCUACCAUUCCUACUUCGUUCUACCCUGGCGCUACUCCCUACAGCUCUCUUGCUGGCGCCCAGGCUACUUCGACAUAG
Messenger RNA from Penicillium antarcticum, 1344 nucleotides. It is a transcript of the gene rhgB, whose product is annotated as putative extracellular rhamnogalacturonase. Gene Ontology annotation, molecular function: polygalacturonase activity. NCBI's taxonomy places the organism in Eukaryota, Fungi, Ascomycota, Eurotiomycetes, Eurotiales, Aspergillaceae. Gene Ontology annotation, biological process: carbohydrate metabolic process. The record is from RefSeq and is a predicted model, not a curated record. The coding region runs from base 1 to 1344 and encodes 447 amino acids. The transcript is spliced from 4 exons.